Molecule: messenger RNA, 8552 nt
Organism: Hippoglossus stenolepis (Pacific halibut)
Lineage: Eukaryota; Metazoa; Chordata; Actinopteri; Pleuronectiformes; Pleuronectidae
Product: voltage-dependent calcium channel subunit alpha-2/delta-2
Exons: 38
Coding region: 390-3686 (1098 amino acids)
Cellular component (GO): voltage-gated calcium channel complex
Molecular function (GO): voltage-gated calcium channel activity
Source: RefSeq, a predicted model, not a curated record
GAGAGAGCUGUCGGGGACGCGCCGGCCUGUGAGCUGGUGUUGUGGUGUACUUGGUGUUGUGGUGUUCUUGGUGCAUGUGGGAGCAGGAGCAGAGACUCCGCAGUGUCUUGGCAGCUGCAUUCGAGCAUCUCCCACCGUCCGCGAUGCCUCCCAUGCCUGAAUCCUCCUCUUCAUCCUCCUCCUCCUCCUCUUCUUCCUCCUCCUCCUCCGCGUCCACUUGACAAAAGACAAGCGACAUGAACUCGAGAGGAAACUGAGCCCGAACCUUCAACAGCACCACCCUCCCUCCGCAGCUCCCCCCGGUGACAGCCUCAUCCACGCAUCGGAAGAAAGACAACAAAAAAAACAAAAAAAAAAACACCCGCAACGAGAUUUUUCUUUAAUGGAAAAUGGCGAUAGGCACAAGGUGUUGCAGCAUCGCCUGCUUGGUAUCUGUCCACAUCCUCCUGGCGGGAUUCAGCGCAUCGUGGCCUGGAGCGGAGGCUCUCACGUUCCCACAGCAGUACACGAUAAUGCACUGGGCCAGGCGCGUGGAGCAGGAGAUUGACAGAGUCUUUCAACAAAUCACCGGAGCUCAGCAGUUGAAAGGGAUAUACAAUGAAGAAAGACGACGAUUCAGUCUGGUGAAGAAUCAGCCGCGGAAGAUUGUGGAGAAGGUGGCCUCGGACAUUGAGAAGCUCCUGGCUAAGAAGCGCAAAGCACUUGAUAGGUUGGCCAGGGAAGCAGAGCGACUCCAGCGAGAGCAUCCCUGGCAGGAUGGAAUCAAGGAGCUGGAUAUGGCUUACUACGAUUCCAAGGCUGAGCUGGAUUAUUAUUCGAUGGAUGGAGAAGGAGAGGUGGAAAACCCCUCCCACAUCAAGCUGGAGUUUGUCUAUGAUCCCAACUUCAAAAACAAUGUCAACUAUUCCUACACGGCUGUUCAGAUCCCCACAGAUAUUUAUAAAGGAGCUCCAGUCAUUCUGAAUGAGUUGAACUGGACGCAGGCGCUGGAGAAAGUCUUCAUGGAGAACAGUCGGGAGGAUCCGUCGUUGCUGUGGCAGGCGUUUGGGAGCGCGACGGGAGUCACACGCUACUAUCCAGCAACACCUUGGAAAGCCCCUGAUAAGAUCGACCUGUACGAUGUCAGGAGGAGGCCCUGGUACAUCCAGGGAGCCUCAUCCCCAAAAGAUAUGGUCAUUCUUGUUGAUGUGAGCGGCAGUGUCAGUGGACUCACGCUCAAACUGAUCAAAGCGUCAGUGAUGGAAAUGCUGGACACUUUGUCUGAUGAUGACUAUGUCAACGUAGCCAGGUUCAACGAGAAGGCCGAGGCUGUGGUUCCUUGUUUCAAACAUCUAGUCCAGGCUAACGUGCGCAACAAAAAGAUCUUCAAGGACGCGGUGCAGCAGAUGCAGGCGAAAGGCACCACUGACUACAAGUCUGGAUUUCAUUUUGCCUUCAACCAGCUGUUAAACAAGACAAAUGUCCCCAGGGCUAACUGCAAUAAAAUAAUCAUGCUGUUUACUGAUGGAGGAGAAGACAGAGCUCAGGACGUCUUCAUGCAAUACAACUGGCCCAACAAAACAGUUCGAGUAUUCACCUUUUCUGUGGGUCAGCACAACUAUGAUGUCACACCCUUACAAUGGAUUGCAUGUACCAAUAAAGGCUACUAUUUUGAGAUCCGUUCCAUCUGUGCUAUAAGGAUUAACACCCAGGAGUACCUGGACGUGCUGGGACGCCCCAUGGUUCUGGCAGGCAGCGAAGCCAAGCAGGUCCAGUGGACCAAUGUGUAUCAGGAUGCAUUGGGUCUUGGCAUGGUAGUGACCGGGACUUUGCCUGUAUUUAAUCUCACCAUGGAUGGAAACUCACAGCAGAAUCAGCUGAUAUUAGGUGUCAUGGGAGUUGACGUGCAUCUUGACGAGAUAAAGCGACUGACACCACGGUACAAUCUUGGAGCCAAUGGAUACAUAUUUGCCAUUGAUCCAAAUGGAUAUCUUCUCCUACAUCCUAAUCUCAAGCCAAAGCUCGUGAACCUCCCUGAACCUGUGACGCUGGACUUCCUGGAUGCAGAGGUGGAGGACAGCAAUAAAGAGGAGAUCCGCAGACAAAUGAUUGAUGGAAGACCAGGUGAAAUGCAGGUCAAAACGCUUAUCAAGUCCAUUGACGAGCAAUACAUUGAUGAUGUGUUCAGGAGUUACACCUGGACUCCUAUCAACGGCACAGAUUACAGUCUGGGUUUGGUACUACCCACCUACAACGAGUAUUACAUCCAGGCGGACCUGAGUGAUGUGAUGCUGCAGCUCCAGUACAUGCAGUCGCUGCUGCCCAGCUCCUUUGAAUUAUCAGGUCAUGUGUUUCUGGCUCCGAGGGAAUACUGCAAGCGUCUGCACAUCUCUGACAACAACACCCAGUUUUUGCAGAACUUCCUUUCGCUCAUGUUGGACAUGUCUCCAGAAUCUGAUGAGUGUGACCAAGGCCUCAUCCACAACCUGAUUCUGGAUUCUAGGAUUAUCGGGCAGCUGGCUUCUCGUGUGUGGAAGAACAAGGACCUGAAUUCGUACGGCUUCCUGGCGGUGUUUGCGUCUACAGAUGGAGGAAUAACACGGGUUUUCCCCAACAUAGCUGCUGAGAUGUGGGAGGAGGAUCCUGAACCUUUUAAUUCCAAUUACUACAGACGAAGCCUGGACAACAGAGGAUACAUGUUCAGAGCUCCACCGAGAUCCUCUGUGGACGACCCUCUAGGUGCAGAAAAUAGUACGGUUGGAAUCCUGGUUAGUUCAGCAGUAGAGGUGAAUCUAGGGGGCAAACUGCUCAAGCCUGCAGUGGUUGGAGUGAAGCUGGACUUGGAAGCGUGGGUCGACAAGUUUAAGAUCCUGGCCAGCAACGUGUCGGACAGUCGACAGGGUUCACACAAGUGUGGACCAUCCAGAAGUUGCGAGAUGGACUGUGAAGUCAACACUGAUGACCUCCUCUGUUAUCUCCUUGAUGAUGGAGGGUUCCUGGUCAUGUCCAAUCAGAGAGAUCACUGGAAAAAGAUCGGACUUUUCUUCGGCGACGUGGACCCUUAUCUGAUGCACGCGCUCUACAACAACUCAAUCUUCUCCCGUCGUCAGUCUUUUCACUACCAGUCUGCGUGUGAACCAGUCAGCAGCAGCCACACCGGUGCAGCACCCAGAGGCAUCUUUGUGCCGUCCAUUGCUGACAUGCUCAGCCUGGCCUGGUGGACGUCCACUGUGGCAUGGUCUGUGCUCCAGCAGCUACUGUAUGGACUGGCCUAUAACAGCUGGCUCUAUCAAGACAACAUCCUCACUGAAGGCUUCGAGACCAGAGAAAGCAGCUGUGUCACCAUCCAAAGCCAGUUUUACUUUACAAACACCACCAACUCCUACAACGUGCUGCAGGACUGUGGAAACUGCUCACGUCUGUUCCAUGCAAAGCGGAUAGAAAACACCAACCUGCUGUUUGUCGUCGCUGAGACUCUGCCCUGCAGCUCCUGCGAGAUAGAGAGACUGACCCAGGUCAGGACAGAGUUUCAGGAGGAGAAUCCGUGUGAAGUACUGAGUAAUGCACGGUAUCGUAAAGGCCCGGUUUCCUGCUUUGACUACAGUGCCUUAGAAAACACGUCAGAGUGUGGACGGGGUCAUUCUCUGCAGUCCUCCAUAGGAGUCCUUCUCUUUAUUCAGCUUCUCCUGCCUCUCUUUCAUCUCUGACACGUGCAAACACUCAGCCAUCUUUCAUCUCUUUGGGUUAAGGCUCAGAUCUACUGAAGGUCCCAUCAAACAGCAAGUGCAAAACUCUCAUUUGAUCUACGAACAGCACAGGGGUAAAAAGAAAAAAAACAACCUGGAUCAGCUCUUUGUGUUUUUUUGCCUUAUUGCUUAUAUGCAUUUGUUGGUGUUUCAGGGCUUAAGUGCAAAAUAUAGGUAAAGAAUGUGUUGAAUGUGCAUGCUACAUAGGACUAGGACAUGCAUGACAUUUUUUGGGACGCCAGCUCCGCCACAUAAACUGUCUCACAAAAAGUCAGGGAGGCGGCAGAAAUAUACUUUUAACAGUUCAGUAAAUAAAAAAUAAACCAACCAGCAGGAACAGAUGUUAAAUGCAGCGAUGGCUCUACAGAAGAUCUAAAGACUUAGUAAUGUGUUUUUACUUAAGUUUUUACUAUAUCGUAGGAACAACUCUAGUAAAGUGCAGUCUCAUAUUUACUCAAGAAGAAGUUUCAAGAAUUGGCAACAAAAUGAACUUGAAUGAUCAAACAUAUCAUAUGACAGCAGAAUGCCCCCAUCAGUGUUAUAUUAUCUUGUUAUUACUGCUGUAUUAACAUGUGCACAGCAUGUUAGUGUUGUAACUCACUGAUCAGUUUAACUAACAAUCCACAGUAUCAUGGUUAAAACUGUAAAAUGAGAAGUUGUAACUAGGAUUAACUGACUAUAACAGAUUCAUUCAGUGAAGUAAAAGGUGCAGUACUUUGUUUUUUUUUCAGCAGUUCGCUUGUAAACAAAGCUUCAGUUUGGAUCACAUCAAGGAGCCCCUUGUAAAAACAUUGCUCAACAGCUCCACAAGUGGUCAAAAACUCCACAAGGAACCUUUAAGUGGCAUCAAAUUGAAAUAUUUAAAGGUAAUUAAAAGCAACUGCAACACUAUACCCAGAUACAGAUACAGUGUGUAGUUUGCAUGUUCUCCCAGUGUCUGUGUGGGUUUUCUCCAGGUACUUCUGCUUCUUCUCACAGUCCAAAGACAUGCAGAUUGGGGCUAUAUUCAUUGAAGACUCUAAAUUUACCAUAUAGGUGUGAAUGUGAGAGUGAGUGGUUCUUUCUCUCUGUGUGUCAGCCCUCUGACCUGUAGGGUGGACCUGGCCUCUCGCCCAAUGUCACCUGGGAUUGGCUCCAGCAGCCCCCCCCCCUCCAAAAAGAAAAAACGGUGUAUCUAUAAUGGACGGAUGGAAGGAUCGAUGGACAGAGUCUAUUUUUAGAAACAACACUGCACAGGCAUCUGCUUUCACUCAGAGAUCUGUUAUCGUGAAGCAACAACUUUGAUCCAUUAUUAAUCUGAGUUUUUAGAUCUUUCAUUGUUUAUUGUGUUGAACCACGCUGACCUCACAGAUUUUUUUUGUAGGUGUGGAGUUACAGUUUCCUGGGGGAAGUUAGCCUCGACAUUUACACAACUUACAGUUUUACGCUGUGCACACUACACAUUAAUUAACAGCUAUAUCAUGGUCAUGUAAAUACAUAUACAGAAUCAGCUGCUGGUUGAGCUUCAUGGUUCAAACUCACACCUGAAAUUAGCUCAGACGCUGCUUAUUGUAACUUUUGCUUUUGUGGUUUUAAAAUUAAUUUUCUUUCUUUUGCAUGUUCGGUCCUGGUAAAUGUCUUUUCUCGUGCACUUGUAGCGGUUACGUGUUAAUAGAUCUGGGCCUUAACCUCACAUUCACUUCAGUGUCUUUCAGUCCUCCUCUGAUCUUUGCCAAGACGGUCUCAGUAUUUUAAAUUGUAUCAUACAUGACACAACCCAGAAUGAUUUCCUGCCGCCAUCUCAAGUAUGUUGAAUCUUUAAAUCCGUUAUUAAUAAAUUAUUUUCCUAGAGCACUUUGACUCAUGAGACAACAGAUGAGGAAAGCUAGCAUGACGAGAAAUACCAGUGUUAGACCUCCAGCAAGAUUUUGUGACUUUUCAUAACAUAUCAGUGAUGAGACAGACGUGUCGUUUCAUUGUGAUACGAGGAUUGUUCGAGUCACACUUUGUUUUGUUGAAAUGCUUCCACAGAUACUCGGUAUGAUCUUGAAGUGCUUCCAGUCAAACGAGAUGUAAAAUCAAACAACAGACGACCAAAAGAAAAAAAACCAAAAUCAUCAAACGUGUAUUAAUUUUGUUAAGUUGCGCAUCUUCAUUUGAUUAUUAUAUUUAGGAACACUGCACAGUGUUUAGUGCAAUAAGGCUGUUGGACAAAUGAAUUUGGACAUUUUAUUCUAUCAGUAGUAUUUCGGUUCAUGAUGAAAUGAAGAGUACUUUACAUGCAGUGUUAUCUGUGUAGUUCUACAGCACAGAAUGUGCAGACAGUCUGUGUGUGGCCAACACGUUUUCAAACGUAUUUCCUUCGUUUUUUGAUUGAUGGGAAGCUCUUUGUCUCCGUUUUUGUAUCUUGUGUCAACACUAUUCGUCAAAUCUGAAUUUAUGCACUUAUAUAUGCUUCUGUAUGGGGAAUGUAGCUUUCAGUGUUAUCAGUAUAUUAUUAGUGUGUGAUGCUUUUUGACGCUCUGUUACGAUUCCCCUGAUGUCUCACUGAAGGUGAAGAUUCUCUGUGGCAGAAUAUUUUCGUUUUAUCGUGCGUACCUCGUCAUGACAUGACAGCGAUAUCUCAUUCAACUUUUUAUGAAAUGAUAAAGAAGCUCCAGAAUUUGUUUGGUCACAGUGAGAUGUCCUUCAUAUGUUACUUCUUGAGUUAGAGAUGUUGCAUCAUGUACUAAUGUACAAUUGUUUAGGGUUAAAACUCUUUGUUAUGACCCUAUAUAACCAGAAUUCUUAUUAUUUCUAUUAUACCAUACAAAAAAUGUAUAUACACAUAUAUAAAUAUGAAUAUAUAUUGCUCCAAACUUGUUGUGAUGUCACAAAUCAUAGACGAUUUUAAGUUUGAUUUAAGAAGAAAAACAUUUUCUCUCUUCAAAAGAUGUUUGAAAUGUAGAACGAAAGUGUCAAAGUGUCAAACGCUGCUAGAACAUUACUCUUCACAGAGAAAAUCAAACAUCUGGGCGAUGUAACAAAAAGCAAAAUAUAUUUUUGAGCGUAGGAAAACUUUAAGUAACCUUAAAAGUGUCAACGAAGACUUUUUAACCUCACAGUGUGUCAGUGUUCGAUUCACAAUCUGCGUUACGCAUGAUAAAAACCUGAAAAUACUUUCCCACAGCGACUUCACAGCCCCCGACUCUGGUUACUGACUUACUGCGUUAUGGUAAAAAAAAUACGCUUUUUUGACAAUAUUUGUACAAUGCUGUUUUCCCCCCUGUCUGCCUGGUGUUCCACCCUGCAGUGCCUUGUUGCACUCGUUUUGGAUGGGCAGGAGCAUUUGGAUCCAUUGGCUGCGGACGUUCAUCCUGCAGGACACGUGAAAGACACUUAGAUUCCGAGGGUUGCAGGGAUUCAACUCGAAACGCACUUGUCGGCCAGCGAACAUACAGAGAUGCUCUUCGUGAAUUUGUGAAACACUUUGAAAGAGCAGAACUGAAGCGUGUUGAGCAGCUGGCCUCCCCUCUCCUGCCUUCUCAUGGACAGAACAGACCCUGCAGCCCUACUGCUACGUUUCGUGUCGCUCUACAUUGUGGUUCAGCCCCGAAUCAAAGCACAGACACUGGCCAUUUUCAUAGAUUUCUACUUUGUCCCAUCUGCACACUGUAUGUUCUCUAUCUGAAGCCCGUGGGUUAACGUGUACUUUUCCACUUGGACUGACUGAAGCGAGUGAAUGUUUAUGUACAGUUCGCCUACUGUCGUGCAUCCCAGCUGGACCCGAGCAUGGCGGGGACCUGGAGAAGCAGAGUUAAAGCUCAACACUGUUGGGAGACCUCAGUAAACACAAAGCUUUUACUCCGAGACCUGCAGUCUUUACAUCAGGUCAUAUUACAUUGAAGGAAAGACAGUUUGCUGAACUCUUUGCAGCCUACACUGUAUUGCUACUGUUGAGGUCAGUGUUGUAGUUUUGUUCUAAAUUACCGGUAUUUAUUUGCAUGAUAUUUUUGAGCAGAUUUGUGUACAUAGCCUGGUGGAUAUCCUGUCCUCAUCCAGCUCUCCAGCACUGUGGAUGGAGGAGCGACGGCGUCCUCUGUGGCGUUUCCGCGGCGCCGUUGAGGCCUCGGAAGGUCUUUGCCACUUGUAAACGAAAAAAGCUGAAAGUUUGACUUCAGUGAAGCCUACAAUAACUGUCAGUGUUUGCAAUUUAGGUGUUUUGCCAGAAUUAAAAGCACAGAGACGUUCGGAGUUUAGAGCAACAAACUGCCUGAUGAAACUUUUGUUGUUUAUUUAUGAGAAAUGUCUAUAAGUGACAUACAAACGCUGAUAAGGGUUUGUGCAUUUAAAGGCUGUGUAAACGGCGGAGGCAUGUGUGGGAAUGCCCCUUUAUUAAUGAACUUUAUGAAAUAGAUUUUAACUGUUGCUUAUUUUAUUUAUUCAUGUAUUCUUUUAUUUGUUGGCUUUGUUUUUUGGUGAAUAAUAUUUGUAUUUAACAGGAAGGAGCUGAAUGUGACUGAAGCUUGCGUGGGCACAAUAAGCAAUUUACAAGGAAAUCUGUAAAACAGAGAAAAAUAUCUAUAUUUACUGUACGUCUGUGUCCUUUUUCUUUACUCAGUAUCAAAAGAUAAGAAUGUUAAUGUUUUUCGCUGUAACUUUGCUUUUGGUUUUGCCGACGUCGUCAUUUACUCGGGACAGUUUCCUCUCUUUGUGCCAGUCUCCAGCGCCACCUCAUUUUUGUACAGACGAUGUGAAGCAGUCAGCAGAAGAUGGAGGUUAACUUUGUAAUGAUUUUGUCAGUCACAUUACAAAAUGGAUAUUUAAAUGUUUAUAUCUUUGGUGAUUAAAUGCUAUUGAUAUUUUUCA